AGUGCAUCGUCGGUAGAUAAUGGGGACACACGCAUAAGAUAACUCACACUUUUCGUCUUGAUUUACACACAAAUCGUGCAUAUACUUCUUAAGUGACAACCCCUACAAACCAGAUUUUUAUUUCACCAGUGAUACUAUCUCGAUUUGGAACCGAUUUUUUUUAGUGAUGUUGAUAAUAUUAUAAUUUUCUCGUCGAAAAUGACUUUAGAGUUAAGUACGCAUCCUACGAUGCCGCUGGACUUUAGUAAUUGUUCCAACAGGGACGAUUCUGGAAGCCCCGAAGUGAACGUAUCAGAUUCGCCCAAUUCGAGCCCGCCGGCGGGCAGUAGCGCAUUUACCAUUGUCACCCCAAAAGGAAGAGAAGGUGUGGAUAGAAAUGGUUCACCUCUUCAAUUUCCUUCACCAAGUGGUUUCGCUUCGUAUUGUAGGAAUAUAUGGGGUUCAUCCGUCAUUUCAGCGGGAUCUAGGUACCUAUCGCCUUUUAUCGAGGCCAAUUUCAAAGAAAAAUCUACUGAUCCUAUAAAGUUUGGAAUAAAUCGUUUAGUUUCAAAAUCGGACGACGAAGAAGAAAACAGUAACAAUAACAAUAACAACAACUCAAAACCUUACCACCACCGAGAAGAUAGUUACUAUAGCGGAGAUGAGCGAUCGUCUCCAAAAUAUACCAACCAAAGGUGGGGUCAAAAUUCUCCGAGACCUUCCCCAAGUACCUCUCCAGAACUGGAAGUAGAUUCCCCUGUACAUUCUAGAUCGAAUUCCCCAUUACUUAGACCAACUUCAGUGACGGAAAUACAAAAGAUAGAUCCUUCGAGUAAAAAAUCUGAAGCUUUUUCUGUCAGCGCCCUUUUACGGCCGGAUAAUCCUAAAAAAGCAGACAAUCGUUGUAUACAAGAAACAAUAUCAGUAACUAGGUCUUAUCUUUAUCCGCCUUUUAUAGAUUUUGUUAAAGAUGCGCAACUGAAAUCAGCGCAAGAAUACAGUUCUCAAUUUAUACCUAGACAUUUAGUACCUUCUGGGUUUUUUCCUCACAAUUUAUAUCCUCAAAAAGACGGCGAAGAAAGAAGUUUUCUGCCGAACCCCACUUCUCUUUACUUCAGCGCUAUGGCUGCCGCGAUGGCUUCGGGACAAUCCCAACCGGGAAGUUAUCCAACACCUCCUUCAACUGAAGAAUUAUAUAGAUUAAGGCAUCAUUUGAUGAACAGUCCUUCUGGGGUGCAUCCGCAUCAUCAUCACUUUCUGAUGCGGCCCGGUUUAAUGCCCAUUGGGGACGUCUACUCGUGUAUAAAGUGCGAGAAGAUGUUUUCGACACCGCACGGUCUAGAGGUACACGCUAGGAGGUCUCACAAUGGCAAAAGACCUUUCGCUUGUGAGUUGUGCAACAAAACUUUCGGACAUGAAAUAAGCUUAAGUCAACAUAGAGCUGUGCAUAAUGUAGAAAAAGUUUUCGAAUGCAAACAAUGUGGGAAAUCUUUUAAACGAUCAUCCACCUUAUCGACUCAUCUUCUUAUCCAUUCCGACACUAGGCCUUAUCCAUGCCAAUAUUGCGGGAAGAGGUUUCAUCAAAAAUCUGAUAUGAAGAAACACACCUACAUACAUACUGGUGAAAAGCCUCACAAAUGUACAGUGUGCGGAAAAGCAUUUAGUCAAUCAUCGAACCUAAUAACCCAUUCCCGAAAGCACACCGGCUUCAAACCGUUCGCUUGCGACCUCUGCGGACGAGCAUUCCAACGAAAAGUAGAUUUAAGAAGACAUAAGGAGACUCAACACACCGAACUGCGACCGAUAGUGACAUAGUGCCAAACAACCGGAAGUAAUAACACACUUCCGGUUCAUUACAAUACCAAAGAUGUACAAAUCGAAGAAAACAAACUUCUACAACCAUUCCAUACCCAAGUUGGUAUUACUGCGGAUGAGCAAAUGAUUAGACGGAAUCAACAACCUCUAACUAGUAGCGGUUUGUUGACGCCGAUGAGGUCGGUGUUGUCCAAUAUGAGUUGGACUUAGGAUAAAAAUGUACCAAAGACUCGGUCAAGUAAGGAAAAAUACCUUCAUACAAAAAAGAUGUUAUCAGAGGAGUCACGUUUUAUUUUUACAUUGUUUUCAUGUGUUUAAACUCCAAUUUAAGUUAGUUGAUCUUCGGAAAGUAUUAUCACUGUUCUAAAUGUUCUAAAUCUUCGCUUAAGAUGUAAUUUAUAACGAUAUUUCAAGUUUCUUGUCAUGCCAUGAAAUUAGGUUUGCAAUCAAAGCUCUAUCCAAGCGCGGAUCCAGAGGGAGUCAUUGGGGUCAUAAUUUAAAGUAAAAAUUGCGUAGAACUCAUCAUUAUGCUGUCAAAACCAACGUAAUUAACUUAUAUUUUGUGGGUAAAAGCUUAAAAUGCCAUGUCUUUGAGGGAGGACUCGUCCUAAUACUAAUCUACCUCCCCCUGGAUCCGCCCUUGGCUCUAUAAGCAACUUUUCAUUGAUUGGUAGUUUGUGGAGCUCAUUUAAAAAACCUGAAUGGUAAGAAAAACCACUAAAUCCUGAAGCUACAUACACAGAAACUUUUUGAACGUGAUCAAGUCAGGAACUGAAAUUAUGCUUAGCUUCAAAAUAAAAAAUAUUUGAAUUUCAUUCAUACAAUUUUCUGGCGCAAUAUUUUUCUUCCAGUGCUUGCUUCAUUCUAAUAAAGGUUGGCAACCAUCCUUAGGAAUUCCUCACGAUUUUCAGUCCUGCGUAUUAAAUUUACUUCUUGAAGGUUUUCCAACCAUGAAAAUCUUUUUCUACUUAGGCCGCGACUACCUUAUAUCUUCCCUUCUAUAAUCAGCUGUAACAAGGCAUAUUUUUGAUUUCUAUAAAUGUAGCCAAAGUAGGAAGCUUUCAUCUUAGCACCUCGUCGUUGGUCACCCGAUCCGUCCACGGUAUUUUAAGGAUCCGUCUAAAGAGCCAUAAUUCAAAAGCUUCCACCUUGCGCUUGAUAAUGGAGACCUUCAAAGUCCAGCUCUUAACACCAAAUGUGAUAAUCUCGGAUUGUAAUCGUUGACAUAAAUUACCAGAACGCAUACGAAAACGCACCCAGCUCCUCCAAGAUUCUUUAUAAAUAGUUUUUUCAAAAUAAGAUCAAUGUUAUCAUUGUCUGGCUACCUUUUAUUUCUAAUAUCUUCUCAAAAACUCCGCAGGAGAAUGUUUAUUGAAUCGGUGUAUGAAUCGAUCAGAAUUACAAGAAGGAAUGUAUGAGCUGGUGCAUUAUCUUGAUGAAAUAGCAAUGUCUUCUUAGCGAAAUGUGUGUUUGAAACGUUACAAGUUUCUAUAAUACUUGCCGUCGAUAGUUUUUCCUUUUUCAAAUCAAUGAAGAUUAUCCCAAAACACCGACCAUGACAUUACCUGCAGAUGGAACGGUCUUUGCCUUUCUAUAAAACAUUGCCAAAAACUCGAUGAAAACAUUUUCGCGACGCUGUUGCGAGCACACAGUUUUCUCGUUUCCAAAUUUUUGGGGUUUUCUUCAACAACAACUUCAUUUUUCGUGUUUACAAGUUGAUUGUAUUGACAGCUGCCAAUCAAAUACUAACAACAUGGCGUCGUGUACUUUUUAAUACAGUGAUAUUACUCAAGCAACUACCGCCAUCUCUAAGUCAGGCCAGGUACUUCUGGAAUCAUCCUCGUAGUGCAAAUGGUUCAAACUUAUAACACAGAAAUUUAUUGAUAAAUUUUAUUCGAAAAA
Diorhabda carinulata is the source of this 3696-nucleotide messenger RNA. RefSeq names its product zinc finger protein Gfi-1-like. Gene Ontology annotation, molecular function: DNA-binding transcription factor activity; RNA polymerase II cis-regulatory region sequence-specific DNA binding. The transcript is spliced from 5 exons. Lineage: Eukaryota; Metazoa; Arthropoda; Insecta; Coleoptera; Chrysomelidae. The coding region runs from base 199 to 1794 and encodes 531 amino acids. Gene Ontology annotation, biological process: regulation of transcription by RNA polymerase II. The record is from RefSeq and is a predicted model, not a curated record.